AUGCUACAGAAACAACUGUUUGAUCCAGCGGGCACAUGGACCAGCAAAGAGAUUCCAUCCCAGAUAUCCUUGCUAGAAACAACAUUUGACCACUAUCGCCGAUUCACACACAUAUUUGAGUCCCAGUUGGCCCCCGGCCUUGAGGCCAACUUCUUCUGGGGCAUCAUUGGCCUACUGCUACAGCUUACAGCACAAGAUUUACAAGCCCUCUCUAAGAUCCCACCAAUGCUCAAAUCACUUGGCUAUAAAGUAGAGGCUUUCAAGCGGCAUUACUCUGCGUCGAAUCAAGAAAAUGCGGGUCAGGUGAAGGAGGCAUGCUUUGACAUGCAGGUUCAGUUGGUUCAAUUUUUCACAGUCUCCGUCAAGUCUCUGCGUGGCGAGAAAGAUGAGAUACAGCACGAUAAACGAGCCGGCCAAGUUCAUCGACACGAACAGGAGGAUCUAUGGUCGUGGCUUCAACGUGAGUUUAGCAGCACAAAUCGGGCACUUUCUCAAGCCCUAUCGCGAGUUGAGAAUCCAGUGACUGUACUUUCACCUCUGCGGGGCCAAAGCAGCUCUGUAGACAUUCCUGCAAUCACACAGCAAGUAUCGUGGAUGCAACUACCAACCAAGAUGUGCUCAAGCUUCUUUGGCAGAGAGAGCACAUUUGAGGAAAUCGACCAGGUCCUCGGCCGGGAUGGAUCAGCAGCAACUUUCCAAUCUAUAGCAUUGUUUGGUCUUGGCGGUAUUGGCAAGAGCUCCAUCGCGGCACGAUAUAUAGAGAGAAAGAUGGAAGAGAAGAAGUACGAUGUCGUAUUUUGGGCUUAUGGCGAGACGACGGCAUCGUUGCGACAGAGCUUCACAGACGUGGCGUUAAGACUUGAAUUGCCUGGAGCACAGCCUGACCUACACAAUGAGAAUUUGCAACUAUUUCAGAACUGGUUCCAGACGACUGACUGCAAAUGGUUAGUGGUUUACGACAAUGUUGAGCAUGAUAAGCUGUUGGAGCCAUACUGGCCGGAAAGUAGUCAUGGAAAGGCUAUCAUUACCACUCGCAAUUAUAACUUGGUAUACAAAUUUGCCACCUCUGGCUUGGAAAUAACUUCAUGGGAUACCAAGACCGGUUCCGAGUUUCUCUUAUUCUUGUUGAAAGACAACAUAGGCCGCGACAUCCAAUCAGAGGAACUCUCAGCAAUCGAACUUGCCGAAAAACUCGGUGGUCAUGCAUUGGGUAUCUCUCACAUGGCUGGUCUCAUUCAACGAAGGUCUUGGUCCAUUACCGAAUUCAUGCGUAUUUAUUUGAAAGAUCCGAGAAGCCUUCAUAUAUCUGAGUUACAGGAAGUGUGGGACGUAUCGUUUGGUACUUUGGAAAGAAAUAGCCGAGUUUUCCUGGGAGUUGCAUCAUUCUUGGUCCCAGACAACAUGGCACAGGAGCUAUUUGAGAACAGGCAAGGCCAUGAUCUCCCAGAUGAUCUUGAGUUUUUCCUUGAUGAUUCGGAAUUUUCUGGGGCUAUGGAACCGCUCUUGGCCCUUGCGUUGAUGAAAUGGGAUAAAGGUGCUCGUAUCUUCUCAUGUCAUCGCAUGGUGCAGAUGCAAUUCCGGUCUUUCCUAUCCCUAGAAGAGCGACAACAAGCAUUCGACAAUGCAGUGCUGCUAGUACACAACGCCUUUGCCAAACAGUCAGACUCGACGAACAAGAAUCAGUUUUACCAUCAGUGGACUCAGUGUAAUCGUUGCUUACAACACGUUCUCCGUCUGAAAGACAAUUUUAAGGAAGAGCGUAGACACUCGGAGAAAUUCAAGGCAUCGUCGCUGUUCUGCGAGCUUUUGAAAGAUUGCCAGAGGUAUCUCUACGAGAUCAAUGCAUUUAAAGAGCUCGAGGACGUCUGCGAAUUAAACCUCUUAGCCGUGGACACCCUCGAAGACCAGGAACAAGCCAUCGAUAUCAAGGCCUCGACACUGUCCCACCAUGCCAGCAUGUAUGAGAGCAUCGGCAGAGUCGAAGAGGCCAUCGAACUAAACAUCAAGGGUUACAAUAUGCGCUUAGAAGAAGAACCUCGCAAAGGUGGCCUCCUCGGCGGCUUUGAGCAAAAUCUCGGAUACAACUACAAUACUGCUAAUCAGCACGAAACAGCGCUCGUGUGGUUUGAAAAGUCACGCGUUACUUGGACCGCGUGGAAUGUAAAUGAAGGCAGAGAAGCGGACUGGCCCACGGUCACAAAGAAGAAUACUGCGAGGUGCCUUGUGUAUCUGGGGAGGUACGAGGAGGCGCAGUCAUUACUCGACGUUUCAAUCAGAGAGUUUAAGCAGGAGAAGCCUCUCAACUGGGCUAUGCUAGCUUUCACAUACUUUGUCCAGGGGAUCCUUGAACGACGCAGAAACAGACCGGAAGCUGCCGAGGCAAAUUUCAUGGAAGCGCAGAAUAUAUGGUUCAAAGGUGAUCAAACGCGUUUUCACCCGUUCAAUGCAGGAUGCAUUUAUAAGACGGGCGUGGUUUGCCUAGACCGGGGCAAGGUGGAGGCUGCUAUUAAACAUCUUCGCGACGCCCUCGAGAUCACAAAAUUCCACAGCGACACCAUGCCCGUUGAGCACGCGCGUAGCCUGUUCAAACUCUCCGAGGCUAUAGCCCAGAACUCAUCUACAAAAGAGAACGGGGACGGUGCCACCGAGGACGAAGCACAAAGUUUGAGAGACGAGGCGGAAAUAUAUUUGCUCAGGCGGGAUAAAAGCGCGACCCAAUUUGGGAACGAAGACGCCUAUGAUAGAUGGGUGCCGAUUUUCUGGCGGUAA
Messenger RNA from Trichoderma aggressivum f. europaeum, 2769 nucleotides. RefSeq lists its product as uncharacterized. The record is from RefSeq and is a predicted model, not a curated record. The transcript has 8 exons. Bases 1 to 2769 code for a protein of 922 amino acids. Gene Ontology annotation, molecular function: protein binding; ADP binding. NCBI's taxonomy places the organism in Eukaryota, Fungi, Ascomycota, Sordariomycetes, Hypocreales, Hypocreaceae.